This is a messenger RNA of Thamnophis sirtalis, 675 nucleotides long. The record is from RefSeq and is a predicted model, not a curated record. NCBI's taxonomy places the organism in Eukaryota, Metazoa, Chordata, Lepidosauria, Squamata, Natricidae.
CCCACUCUAAACUAUAGAGAGCUCGAACCAAUCGCUUUUCCCUUUCGUUGAUUGACGGGUUCUGGAGGUGGGACGAGGAGGAGGAGAAAAGAAGGCAAAUCCCGUAAACCCCGCUCACUUGCCACGGAUCCUUGUUUUCUCAUUGGCCGGCAGCCCGUCAGGCUUGGGCUGGGGUUCUCCGGGCGGUCGGAAGAGGCGGGGCGGAAGUCCGAACGGCGGUCGGGAGGCGUGUCCUCGGAGAAGCCGGGCCUCUAGGCCGCGAGGUGGGUUUGAGGGAAGCAACCGGUUCUCUGAAGGGUCCAUGGCGGCGAGGCUGCUCCAGAAUGGAAGGUGGAGAAAGCAGUGCGGAUCUUGUAAUUAACAAAAGAUUUGUCUCAGAAGCUGAGUUAGAAGAACGCCGCAAGCGAAGACAGGAGGAAUGGGAGAAGGUUCGGAAACCCGAAGACCCCAAAGAAUGUCCUGAAGAAGUGUAUGACCCCCGUUCUCUCUAUGAAAGACUUCAGGAACAGAAGGACAAGAAGCAGCAGGAGUUUGAAGAACAAUUCAAAUUCAAAAAUAUGGUCAGGGGCCUGGAUGAAGAGGAGUCCAAGUUCCUUGAUGAAGUUUCUCGGCAGCAAGUCCUGAUUGAAAAGCAGCGUCACGAAGAAGACCUCAAGGAACUGAAUGAGUACCGGA